Messenger RNA from Trichoderma gamsii, 804 nucleotides. RefSeq lists its product as hypothetical. Lineage: Eukaryota; Fungi; Ascomycota; Sordariomycetes; Hypocreales; Hypocreaceae. Gene Ontology annotation, molecular function: methyltransferase activity. Bases 1 to 804 code for a protein of 267 amino acids. The record is from RefSeq and is a predicted model, not a curated record. The transcript has 2 exons.
AUGGAAAACUCUCAGCACGCAAAGGAGGAUUUGGCGGCAACCAACCGCAGAUUCUGGAAUGACCACGGGCGCGAGUUGUUCAAGCAGCAGUGGGUACUCGACAUGUCCAAGAAAAUCGGCGAUGCCCUCUCCAACAGCGUUCAGUGGAUGGGUGCCCGAAGUCGGUCAGAGGGCGGCCCUCCUGUGAAGCUUCUAGACUAUGCGUGCGGCCCUGGCAUAGUGUCCUGCACUCUCCUGGACCAAUUCGACAUUAUAAGGGGUAUAGACAUCUCCGAAACUAGUGUUGCAUCCUACAACGAGAUGGCUCAGCAGUCGGGUAUCCCAGUUGAGCAAAUGCAUGCUGUUCAGGGCUCUAUCCCACCGCCAUUAGAAAAUACGCUGCUCGCCACAGAGGACUUUUUCAAUUUCGACUUGGUAGUAAUCAGCAUGGCCCUUCAUCAUAUUGAGGAUCAAGCGGGUGUUCUCUCCGGUCUCUAUGAGCGCCUCCGAAGUGGCGGUGUCUUGGUUGUCAUAGAUCUGGCUCCGGACGCUCACUCCCAUCAUCACGUUCAGGCAGGUGAAUGCGGCGAUCACGACGACUAUCACGCCCAACAUAAAGCCAGGGUUCAGCACACAAUUUCUAACCACCACGGAUAUGGAGUUGAAGAUAUGAAGGACCUUCUGUCCAAAGCUGGGUUCGUUCCAGAAAGCUUUGACUACCAGCUAUAUCCCACGUUACCGCAUGCAUCCAAUGUCUCUGAGCAUGAUUUUGGCAAGAAAUUUAGCAUGAAGCCAUUUUUCAUCGCCAAAGGUGCAAAAGAAUAG